GUGCAGAGAUGUGGAAGCAGCCAAACAGGAUCAGAGCGAAUCAGAUCAGUCCGACAGCGAUGACUGUGUAGUUCACGGCGUGGCUUCAGGGAGGAAGCCCUCGGAGCGAGUGCGGGUGGAGGUGGUGGCUCUGAGCCUGAGGGCGGAGUCUCGUGUGGCGAUGGACAGCAGCGUGGUGCGUCUCUUUGUGGAGUACUCUCUCCUGGAUCUGCCCACAGAGGAAACGCCAAUGUCCCUCCCCAAACCCCUGCAGGGCAAGAGCAUCAACUUCAAUCACAGCAAAGUCUUUCCUGUGGAUGCUGAGAACAACGGGCCGAGGCGGCGGCUGCUGAGGGCCGUCCUACAGGGGCGACACUCUGAGAUGGAGAGAAUCAGAUUCAUGGUGGUGAGCGAGCCUCCAGAGGAGGAGGAGCAGGAGAGGGAGUGUGAGGACGUGGGUGUGGCCUUUGUGAGGAUCCCCGAGAUCCUGGAGAGAAGACGAGACCUGACGGAGACCACACUCCCAGUGGUGGAUGUUGUCGACAGCUCUCAGGUUGUAGGGAGUCUCAUUGUGUCAGUUGAAGGACUGGAGGCUCUCCAGGCCAUCAUGGAGGACCAGGACCAGGAACCAGCCCGUCUCCUUCCUGCUUCCAGCCGUGAUAUCGACAUGAGAUGAUGCUGUAGCGUGAUGAAACACACACGUGAAGCAGCUGGUGAAGUACAACAAUGAUGUUGUGUCACAGGUUUGCGUUGGUUCCUGCAGCAGAUCUGUCAUUGGACAGGACAAGUAGAUGUUUGAGUCUGAGGUCACGACCUUUGUCUGAACGCUGCUCAGAUUCAGGAUGUAAAGCGCCACCAUGUGGACGUCACUGAAACGCCUCGUCCGGCUCAUAUGUGAAAAAAUAAAA
Molecule: messenger RNA, 887 nt
Organism: Paralichthys olivaceus (Japanese flounder)
Lineage: Eukaryota; Metazoa; Chordata; Actinopteri; Pleuronectiformes; Paralichthyidae
Source: RefSeq, a predicted model, not a curated record